AUGGCGCUGCUCGAGCUCCUCCUGGCCCACGACGAGCACAACUACGCCGCGGCGUCGCUCGUCGUCGUCGUCGUCUACGCGCUGAGCGCCUACGUCGCGAAGCCCGGCGGCGCCGGCGUCUCGGCCAAGGGCGCGAACGCCAACGUCGACGCGGCGCCCGAGACGCGCGCCGCGUUCGCGUCGUUCCGCCGCGCGUACGUCGUCGCGUUCGGCUGCGGGCUCUGGUGCGAGUUCGCCGGAGCGGCCAUGCUCUUCGCGGCGCUCCGCGAGACCUACCCCAUCGUCGUCGUCGCCGAGCUCUUCGCCGCGUCCUUCGCGGGCUCCUGGGCCUCGCGCGCGUUCCUCCGGCGCGCGGCGGAGGCCGCGCUCGGCCUCAGGGGCGCGUGCGCGUGCGGCCUCGCGCUCUACGCCUGCUCGGCGCUGGGCACGGCCGUGUCCUGCGACCGCGAGGGGCUCUACGCCCUGCUCGUCGCGUCGCGCGUCGCCGCGGGCGUCGCGCAGCCCGUGCUCCAGCAGAGCUUCGAGGCGUACCAGCGGAGCGCGCACGCGGCCGCGCGGUACCCGUCGGGCUGGCGCCGCGAGACCUACGAGGCCGUCGGCUUCGCGUCGACGGCGGCGUCGCUGGGCGCCGGCGUCGGCGCCGAGGUUUUCGCGCGGCUCGCGGGCGGCGACCGCCGCGCGCCGCUCGCGGCGUCGGCCGCCGUCGCGGCGGCCGGCGCGGCCGUCGUCGGCCUCGCGUGGCCCGCGGCGCCGCCGCCGCCGGAGGCCGCGUCGUCGACGACGGGCGUCUGCGGCGGCGACGCCGAGGCCGGCGGCGGCUUCCUCGAGUUCCGGUCCGUCGCCGGCACGGGCGGCCGCCGCGGCGUCGUCGUCACGCUGGCGGGCGCGUGCCUCGACGCCGCGGCCUACCUCGCCCUCGUCGCCUGGGCGCCCGUGCUCGCGCGCGUCGACGGCGACGCGCCCUUCGGCCUCGUCUACUCGCUCGCGAUGGCCGCGGCGGUUAUAGGCACGAACGGCUUCGCGCUCGCGGCGUCGCGGAGGCCGCCCAAGUUCGAGGCGCUCGCGGCGGCGGCCUGCGCCGUCGGCGCCGUGGCCUUCGCCGUGCUCGCGUACCACCGCGACGACGUGCCCGGCGCCGUCGCGCCCUUCCUCCUCUUCCAACUCGCCUUCGGGUGCUCGAAGCCCGCGUUCGCCUCUUUGCGGGGCAAGCACGUGCCCGCGGAGAGCCGCGACGCCGCGGCGAAGCUGAGCUCGGCCUUCGUCGCCGGCGCGGGCCUCGCGCUGACCCUGCUCUACCCGGGCCACCCGACCGCGGUCUUCGCGGCCUGCGCGGCCAUCUGCGGCACCGCCGCGCCCGCGCUCGCGCUGCCCGCCGCGAAGUAA
Messenger RNA from Aureococcus anophagefferens, 1383 nucleotides. RefSeq lists its product as hypothetical. The transcript has a single exon. Gene Ontology annotation, biological process: molybdate ion transport. The coding region runs from base 1 to 1383 and encodes 460 amino acids. Lineage: Eukaryota; Pelagophyceae; Pelagomonadales; Pelagomonadaceae. Gene Ontology annotation, cellular component: membrane. The record is from RefSeq and is a predicted model, not a curated record. Gene Ontology annotation, molecular function: molybdate ion transmembrane transporter activity.